Molecule: messenger RNA, 3669 nt
Organism: Stylonychia lemnae
Lineage: Eukaryota; Ciliophora; Spirotrichea; Sporadotrichida; Oxytrichidae
Source: the annotation of a GenBank genome assembly
AUGAAAGCAUAUUAAAGCUAGCUUGAAUUAUACUUUAAAUAGUAUCACUUAUUUGAGUAAUUUCAAACGAAACCUGCAAAUGAUGAGUCUUAGUCUCAACAGCAUCAGCUUUAGCAUCAAGCAAGCAAUGGUCAUGAUUCUAAUCCUAAUAAUCCAAUAUUUCCAGGAGCAGGACCAAAACCUGUACUUGAAGAGGGCAAAGGAGUCUUUAAUAAUGGAUUUUUCUUCGUAAAUGAAAUAGUAUUUUCCAUCAGAGAAAAUCCUGCUUUGGCUGAAGGAGUAUUUUAAGCAAUAAUGGAUUCAGAAGUGAAAAGUUAUUACAGAGAGAGUAAAUUCGUGGAAAAUUUGACCUUAAUGUUCUUUGAUAAUCCUUUUUAAGACACUUCUAAGUGCGAAGAUACCAAUCUUUAAUACUUCAACAUUUUGAGGGCAUUUAACCGUUUAAUGAACAAAGAUUUGCAAUCUAAGUAUAAAAUAGCAAGCAAAGAUGACCUUAACAAUCAUGUAGCAUCUUAAAUAUUUUCAGGAUUAACUAAAAUCAUUGAAGCCUAGAGUUAUUUAAGGUUCAUUUUCAGGAACAUAUUCUCAAAGAUAAAUCUAAUUCAAUUGAUUGGAUUCAUUAAUGAAAAAGAAGCUCAAUGGAAAGCUCUGAAUUAAGCAUAAAUUAAGCAGUAGUAGUAACCACAAAAAGAAGAGUAAAAGCUUACUUAGCAAUAGUAGUAAAAAAACUUUAAACUUUCAAUGAGUUUAGUAAAUCCAAACGAUUAGAAAAAUUUAUUAGAAAAUUUGCAACCAUAAAAAAACAAAGACGAGGGGAAGAAAGAUUUAUAAGCUAAGUAAAAGAAACCAGGAAUGCUCAAAAAGUUAUUUGGUGGUGGCAGCAAGGAUAAAGACAAAAAGGCUCUCUAAGCUAAGCUCCAAGCCUAGUAGAAUAAUAAGUACAGAGAAACUUAUGAUCCAAGACAUAACCUUCAAAAUUGUCUUCUGGAUGAAGCUGAAAGUUAGAAUCAAAAGCAAGAAAGAUAAUCAUCCGUAGAUAAUCAAAAUUAAAGAAACCAAGCAAGGGAGAAUGAGCUGGGCAGAAUUAAUCUAACUAAUGACCAAUCAAUCGCUGUUACCAGCAAUAUGGAUCAAGGAUCUAAUCAGUUUAAUCUAUCUCCAAAUACUGAUGCAACUACAUCUCAGUAGUUUUAUUCCUCUACUCAGCAGUAAGAUCAUCUAGACUUCUCAAUGAAUAUUGAUAAAAUCAAUGAAAAUAAUGACUACAAGAUGAACGAAGAUGAUAAUGAUCUAAUGAGUCAGGCAGCAAUGAGUGAUGUGAGGGGCAAUUUUGAUAGCUUGAUUAAUCAGAGAAUAUCUAGAAUGGAUGUUAGCCAGGAGAUCAGAGCUAAGUUUGUCAUUAAAUAAUACGAUCUAACUGGAUACAUGAUACAUAUAUUAAUGAAAGUUACCGAAAUAUUGUACUUGUCUGUUUGCUAGAUACCUAAUCCUCUUAGAGCUUACAUCAAAAUUUUAGCUGAUUCAAUAUAAAGAAACAAACCUGAUAUCUCAAAAGCAGAUCUUUACAGAAUCUUGAAUGAUCUUCUGAUUGAUAAAUGGCUUAGUCAAAGCUUUUCCAUUCCUGAGUUCUAUGGAAUAUUACCUAAGCCUCUUAACUUCUUAGAUAAGCACAAAUACAUUUUCUUCUAAACAGCCUAAAAAUUUAGGGAGAAUAUUAUGACUUUUUAUGAGUAUCUUUUGAACAUCGAUAUUAGUAUAUAUCAAUGUGACAAGAAAGAUAGUGGACUUCUAGAGAGUCUUGUCAUUAGAUUAGAUGAUGUUAAAAAGCUACUUGCUCUGCUCAACUCUAACAUGGAUAAUUUAAAAAAUCUAGAUUAAAAUAUAGAGGAUAAUCUUGCAAGGCUUGAUUCAAGAUGUAGUUUGGAGAGUAUAUUGGAUGAUAACUUCGGUCUUAUUAAAGCUAAUGCAGCAUUUGAGGUCGACGAUGAUCAUUUUGGAAGAACAGAGGAUCCUAAUCAUGAGCAAAAAAAUUUCUUCGACUUGGAAAGUUAGAUUAAGUUCUUGUUCUUUGCUAAAGCUAAGGAAAAUAAUAGUAUGUAGCAGUAAAAGUAUCUCAAACAACUACUCGAAAAAGAGACUGAUGAAUUUAUUGGAAAACAUCAGAUAUAGGAUAGAAUGAAGUUUAGGUAGAUGCUUAGAAAUAUUCAAGAAUUGAUUUCUCAGGAUGAAGUCUAGUUUCCUAGUAUUCAUCAAAUUAUAAGAAACAAAAAGCAUGAUUUCCCAAAUGAUCUAAGUGUCAUUCUCUUCUUUUUGAUAAGAGGUGAUGAAUGUCUAAGUUAAGGAAGAGAUGGAAGUGAUAAAGAUAAAAUGAGGCUUUAAUGCAUGAUACUUUACAAAAAUCUUUAGCAAAUUGGAUUCAUUGGCAACACCAGAAUGCAAUGUAAAGUUAUAAAGCAUCUCAUAAAAAAGACUUCAAUCAGAGUGCAAAAUGUAGAGUAAGAUAUUAGCAAAGGUAGGGACUCAGUUAUAAGGUAAUCAGAGUCUAAUGACAUUAUCCCUUAAUUUGAGCAAAUAGGACUUGAAUCUCUCUAAUUGAUGUUUUUCUGUAUUUAGGAGGACAUUGAAUCAUUCUUAAGUCUGAUAAGAACAGAAAAUGAUUACAUUUGGAAAGUGCAGCACUCACUCUACCUAUCUUACUUCAUCUCUACAGUUAAGCCUUUCGUGUGCCUUAACUUUGAUCCUUCAAAUGGAGGUUUCAAUUUAGUUAGGCAAGAUAAAUGUGACAAACAUCAAGCGAAUCCAUUGCUUACUGGAUAACUAUUGUUUGGCAUUGUUUAAACUAAUAAUCCAGGAAACAACAGAUAAGCUGGAAGAGUUCCAAAUCAGCAGGCAGCAAAUAAUAAUGGACCUUAAACUACAAGGGGUACUGCAACAGGCCAACCAUCUUAACAACAACCUCAGGGUAGAAGAUAGGAUUAAAUGUCUUCGAUGAUUGUCGACCCUUAUUAAAAUUCUAAUAAUAGCAAAGUAAAACAUUAUCAAUUGAAAAGAAUAGAUUUAGCACUCGGGUAGGCUGCAAGAGAAAUUGAUAGUAUGAACCUGAGAACAACUUAUAACCAAUUCUUGCAAGUUGUUAAAAAUCUUCUGGAAAAUGACCAGCAUCUUAGUAAAAAUAUUACUCAUGCUUAGAAUGAAAUUAAUGAGUAUAUUAUGAGAUAGCUUCAUCGUCAUAUCUUUGUGCUAAUUGAGCCUUCUUAAGUCGAUAUUGAAAUCCAGAGAAACCUCUAGAAGAAUCAUUAUACUUUCCAAACUCUAGAUUUCCCAGAAGAGCUUUAAGAUGAAUCAUUAUGGAUUGACGCAAUCAGUGCAUUUGAUAAAUUCUCAAAAGAAGAAACACCUAUGGAGAAACUCUAAGUUGUAUUACGAACAGUUUAAAUUUGCUCUUAAGUUUAUCAUAUGGCUAAUAUCAAAGACAACAAAGAAAUGACAUUUGAUGAAGAGAUCAAUAUGCUCACCUACGUUGUUUAUAAAAGCAUUUCAGCUUUUAAACUUUACUCUAACUAUCAAUUUAUUAAAUUAUUCAAUGUCGAGCUCAAAAAUGGAAAUUCUUUUGAUAAGGCUCUUAAUUCCUUAGAAGCAGUAAUCUCAUAUAUAUUAUAGCAGCAAUGA